AUGGGCAAGGCUAAGAUUCUCCCUGAGCCCUCCUACCCGAGACCCCCCGAGACCUACAGCUCAGAGCCGCCUCCAAUACGUGGCCAUCCCAACAUAUUGUCAGCCAUCCCCUUUCCAAGCACGAAUAAGCCAAGGUGGUGGCGCGAUCUCGGCCCGGCCCGUCCCACCAUCACGUCCAAGACGGAAGAGGUGUCGUUUAUGCAGGAGCAGACCAGCCCAGUCAAGGACUCGGCCCCAAUCAACAAACAUGAUGAUGUUUCGGACAGCGAGAAAGCCAUGGUGAACAGCACUGAAGAGACAGUUAAGGAGCAGGAUCUAAUGGAGGAGCAUGUUCUGGCUCAUGGCGCCAAUCACUUUGGCCGCAACGAUGGACCCCCCCUUCGGCGGCAACGGUGGACCGCCCCCGGCUUUGGUAGGCCAACCUUUUCACCAGUAUACCCCGGUUCCUUCCCCGGCUCUUCUUACGGCUCCCUCCCCGGCUGCUUUCAUAGCUCCCGAGCCUUUUGCGGACCGCCUCCGGCUUUGGUAGGCCAGCCGUUCGCCGCUCCCGCGCCUUUCCAAACGUCUGCGGAACAUCCCUCAGCUUUCCCUUUGGGUUUCGAGCUUUGCGGUACUGGUCUUGCCUGUAACAACCCUGACGCCAAGGGCGAGAAGACCAAGGAUCUUGUCUGGGCGCGCCUUGAACUCUAG
This is a messenger RNA of Neurospora tetraspora, 690 nucleotides long. RefSeq lists its product as uncharacterized. The transcript is spliced from 3 exons. Lineage: Eukaryota; Fungi; Ascomycota; Sordariomycetes; Sordariales; Sordariaceae. The record is from RefSeq and is a predicted model, not a curated record. Bases 1 to 690 code for a protein of 229 amino acids.